Messenger RNA from Gossypium raimondii (Peruvian cotton), 486 nucleotides. Its product is annotated as zinc finger protein KNUCKLES. Lineage: Eukaryota; Viridiplantae; Streptophyta; Magnoliopsida; Malvales; Malvaceae. The coding region runs from base 1 to 486 and encodes 161 amino acids. The record is from RefSeq and is a predicted model, not a curated record. The transcript has a single exon. Gene Ontology annotation, biological process: negative regulation of abscisic acid-activated signaling pathway.
AUGGCAGACCCCUCAAUGUACAACUUCUUCAACCAGCCUUCUUCAGCUUCAAGACCCACCAAGAAACACCCCCAAAGACCUUCCCCAUCUGCUCCUCCUAGGCUUUUCCAAUGCCUUUACUGUCCCAGAAAGUUCUACACUUCACAAGCUCUUGGCGGCCACCAAAAUGCCCACAAGCGUGAACGAGCCGCUUCUCGUAGGAAGUUCCCUACUGAUCAGGAUCAGACCCAACAAUGCACCACCCUCCAUCAUCAUCAUCAUCAUCAUCAGAUUAGCCCAGCUUUCUCCACCUUCCCUACUGAACCACCCAUGGAUCACCACCCGGCUGCACAACAAGGCCCAUAUCUCGACCAGUGGCUCCAGCCCUUCCAACCCCACCUCCCCCCUGCCGGCUUCGUUCCUCAUCAGGGAUUCAGUGCUGCUUCUUCUCCCACCAGUGACGCUUAUGACUCUGCAGUAGAUGUUGACCUCACUCUCCGUUUAUAA